Messenger RNA from Bubalus bubalis (water buffalo), 5543 nucleotides. It is a transcript of the gene EVX1, whose product is annotated as even-skipped homeobox 1. The record is from RefSeq and is a predicted model, not a curated record. Gene Ontology annotation, biological process: regulation of transcription by RNA polymerase II. The transcript is spliced from 3 exons. Bases 2432 to 3652 code for a protein of 406 amino acids. Gene Ontology annotation, cellular component: nucleus. Gene Ontology annotation, molecular function: RNA polymerase II cis-regulatory region sequence-specific DNA binding; DNA-binding transcription factor activity, RNA polymerase II-specific. Lineage: Eukaryota; Metazoa; Chordata; Mammalia; Artiodactyla; Bovidae.
GCCCAGAAGGUGAAGGAUAGUGGCAGAUAUAAAUGCAGACGCUGGUGGCUCUACUUUGACAGGAAGGAAGGAGCAAGCCAGGUGUUCUCUCAGGCUCUGCCUACCAGCUAGAGAGGACAGGGCACCACGGAAUCCUAGGAUAACUCUCCGCCAGGGCAAAAGGCUCUGGACUCUGACCCGGAUCACUCCUCUCACCUCUGAAAUACUCUCCAGGACUUUGGGGCCGGCAGUGCUCAGCACCUGGUGACUCUGGGAGUCCCGGGGAUUGGAAAUGUUUAUGAGAACCUUCCCUUCCAGUUCCCUCUGCACACCCGACCCCAGGGGGAGGUCAGUGAACUGUUCUUAUCAAGUGGGAGGGGGGCAUGUGGAAGGCAGAACUUGAGAAGGGAACUUGUCUUUCCUCGUUUCCUUCAUCACCUCUGGAAGCCCACAGAUAGGAAGAUUGAGGCAGGGGGGAAGAGGGAGAAGAGUUGAGAAAAAGAAAAAGGAGGAGGAGAGAAAAAAGAUAAAGUUAAAAAUACUGAGUGAUAGAGGGACUUUUCUUUCGAAUUUCAGAAGUUGGGGCUUUGUCUUGGAAUGUACAGAAGGAGGAGGGGCAAAGCAGCCUUUUGCAGCCAUCAGCUUAGCGCUAGAAGCUCCUAGAAAGGGGCAGAGAAAGUCUAGUGGGAGCGGUUGCAGAGCAAAGAAGGGGCCUGCCUUCUAGCCUCAGCAAAAUGAGAGACCCAGCCUGCCUACCUAGCCCCAACACACUCAAAACUGGCAAGGGGUCAGUUUCCUAAUGGGUUCCACCUCCCCUGGAAGCAGACCUGAGAGGGAGCCUGUGGCUAUUCCCAAAGACAUUCGGCACUACUCACACACCCCCAGCCCUGCCCUGGAGGUCCCCCUCUGUCUUCGACAACUGAUGAGAACUCCAGUCACUUGUACUUUCAUGGCAUUUUCGAUGCCUUCUCUCUUCGAUCCCAAUGCCACCCACUUUUGGAGCAGGGGACCAAAACCCUGGGGCAGGGCACUAGGGAGAGCCCCAUUAGACAACCCUCUAUGAACCCCAAUGCCGCGUGCUGGUCUUUCUCGACCCCUGCCCCAAAUCUCCGGGUAAGAACAGCACCUUCUCCCAGCUAGGAGCCUUUGCCGCUGCCGCUGUGGGGAGCACAUUUGCCAGAGCUUCUUAACUCCCAAAAACCUGUUUCCGGGUAAUUCGUUGACUCUGAACGAAUACAUUAAAAUACGGGCAAGAAAAGAAACAAGGCCACCCUUAGAACCUCUUCCCCACUCUACAUACCUGAAGUGCAGGCGAGGCCCCAGCAAAUGGGAGAUUUCUUCCUUGAAUAGCCAUCUGGAGGUCAAGCCCGGCUGUGGAAAGCUUAAGGUCACCUAGAUGGGGAGAGGGGCAAUGGGAGGGAAAAAAAAAAAAAAAAAAGCGAACAUUUGGAGUCAGCAGCCAAAGCCGUCUUAAAGAAAAAUAUAAAGACAUUUAUCUCUUGCCCCUUGGGGAAGAAAAAUCGCCAAGUUCUCUUUUGGUUCCUAGGAGGAAGGAAACAGCUGGGGGUAGGGGCUGGGAGGAGGUGGGAGGAAAGGAGAUCUCAGGCUCAAGCUGUCCAGACAACUUGCGGGGGAGGGAAUACGCUUUUCGAUAGCUUGUUAAUGAAAAAAAAAAAAAGAAAGAAAGAAAGACAGACUUAGGAGACGCGGCGCGGUUAGCUCACCAGGGACAGACAGUUGUAAUAAUAAGAGAAGCUAGGCUUGUCAAUCGGCCUUCACACUUUUAAAAUGCAGUUAUGGAUUCUCUCAUCAGUGUUAGAACAAGGCACCAAGUUAAGAAAACAAAAGCCCAAACAAUAAAAAAAAAUUAAAUAUAUCAAAAGCGUAUUCAAUUACCGAGUCCCGCAACCCCUGCGGAACUCGCCGCGUUAAGCUCCCUUUUCUUCCUGCGGAAUUCCAUUUGCAUCCCCUGUGCCUGGGUGUCUCCCUCUCUCAGUGUGUGUGUCUCUCUGUUUUCACACUCUCCUCCCCAUUCGAGCGAGGCCCACACCUGGCGCAUCACUGCCGAGCCAUUAGCUGCGGGUCUCCUUUCAUCUUCGCUGUGGCAGACGUUUCUAUUUAUCCACUUGCGCUCACCGAGUGGCGUCACCAGCGGUACUGUAAUGACGACUGCAGCAGGAGGAUGACAGCUUAGAAAGAAGAGGGCAAUGGGGCUUCCUCCCAGAGGCGGUGCGGCACAGAGGAGCGCUCGCAUCACAAGGUGACCCCAGCUCCCCACCGCCACCGCCGCCGUCACCGUCGACACCGCGUUCCGGCCGCUCCGCGCCCGCCCAGUCGCCUGGCCCCUUUCUCCCUCCCUCAGCCAAGAUCUGUCGGACCGCUGGGGACCCAGGGAGCCGGGGGGCUAGGAGCUCACUUGGGGCUUUCCCCCUCCCCCCUCCGAGAGUCCGGGAUGGAGAGCCGAAAGGACAUGGUUAUGUUUUUGGAUGGGGGUCAGCUUGGCACUCUGGUUGGCAAGAGGGUCUCCAAUUUGUCCGAAGCCGUGGGCAGCCCGCUGCCCGAGCCGCCCGAGAAGAUGGUGCCCCGUGGUUGCCUGAGCCCGCGGGCCGGUCCUCCGGCCGCCCGGGAGCGCGGCGGGGGAGGCCUGGAGGAGGAGCCGGUGGACGGACUAGCAGGCAGCGCUGCGGGGCCGGGCGCCGAGUCGCGGGCAGCCGGGGCCGCGGUACUCGGCCCCGGACCUCCGGCUGCCUCCGCCGACAGUCUCUCUGGCCAGGGGCAACCCAGCAGCUCAGACACCGAGUCGGAUUUCUAUGAAGAAAUCGAGGUGAGCUGCACCCCGGACUGCGCCACGGGGAACGCCGAAUACCAGCACAGCAAAGGGCCUGGCUCUGAAGCACUGGCCAGCAGUCCCAAUGGCAGCAGCGAGACCCCCAAAAGCAAUGGCAGCGGUGGCUCCCAGGGCAGCCUGGCCUGCAGUGCUAGUGACCAGAUGCGACGGUACCGUACUGCCUUCACCCGGGAGCAGAUUGCACGACUGGAGAAGGAAUUCUACAGGGAGAACUAUGUAUCCAGGCCUCGGAGAUGUGAGCUGGCAGCUGCCCUAAACCUGCCCGAAACCACAAUCAAGGUGUGGUUCCAGAACAGGCGCAUGAAGGACAAGCGGCAGCGGUUAGCCAUGACGUGGCCGCACCCGGCCGACCCCGCCUUCUACACGUACAUGAUGAGCCACGCGGCGGCCGCGGGCGGCCUGCCCUACCCUUUCCCGUCGCACCUGCCCUUGCCCUACUACUCGCCCGUGGGUCUGGGCGCCGCGUCCGCCGCAUCCGCCGCCGCCUCGCCUUUCAGCGGCCCGCUGCGCCCGCUCGACACCUUCCGUGUGCUCUCGCAGCCCUACCCACGGCCCGAACUGCUGUGCGCCUUCCGCCACCCGCCGCUCUACCCGGGCCCGGCGCACGGACUGGGCACCGCGGCCGGCGGCCCCUGCUCCUGCCUCGCCUGCCACGGCGGCCCGGCCAACGGGCUGGCGCCCCGCGCCGCUGCCGCCGCCGCCUCGGACUUCACCUGUGCCUCCACCUCCCGCUCGGACUCCUUCCUCUCCUUCGCGCCCUCGGUGCUCAGCAAGGCCUCCUCCGUGGCGCUGGACCAGAGGGAGGAGGUGCCCCUCACCAGAUAAGGGGCCGCCCGCGGGCAGCCGGCUCCAGGACGCCCGUGGGGACCCCUCGGGGACUCAGACAGCAUCCCUCCCCGCCCCAGGGGCACCGAGGGGAAAGAAGAGGGCCGCCGAGGACCAGCGGGACUUGGUUUCGAGCAUCGAGCGUCGAAAUGCCUGGGAAGGGGUCCUGGCUGGCGCGUCUGGGGAGCAGGAGUGGGGUUGGGGAGGCUGAGCCUGAAAGACCUUCCUCUGGGUCGGCCCCUCUUUGCCAUUCUUCACCCGACCCACUGCCCUGACCUGGGCUUGAGGCCGUGGCUCCAAAGCUUAACAAACUUAGCAGUAACAGCAACCAGUAUCAAGCCCCUUAGCCCCCAACCCCCAACCCUUUUCUCACCCGGACCCCUCCCCCUUGCAAAGGCCAAGCCCAUGCGAUGGAAAGGGAAAUUGCUGUCUCUCUGAACAAAAUGCUGUGUAUGCAGAGCAGGUAGAGAUUAAUCUUUGCCAGCUUUUCCAAGGCAUGGCAAGGGGCUUGUGGAUGACAGUGCACCAGCCAUCUAGGGGAGAGAGGGAGAUGAUUUACUACCCUCCCAAAGAAGCAGGGGGCUCUCUGGCCCCCCUGGAGCCUCAGUUACAGGAUAUUUUCUGAUUCUGGCAUCUACCAGCACCUGAUCUCUUUCCUCUCUCCUGGCUUCUCCUCCACUGUAACUUCAUUUCCACCCUCACUUUUUGUGUACUGUGGGCAGGGAAGCUGCAGAUACCCUUGGGUCCCCUGGCAACUUCUCCCAAGCCUCUUCUCCUUGGGCCCAGCACACACCCUGAUUAGCAAGUGAUGUGUGUGAGGAGGGUUUUUGAAUGUUGAAUGUAUAAUAAUGAUUACCAUGCCUCUGGCUGGCCAUGGAGCCCAGAGCGGAGCUGUUAACAAGGCGCCCAGGGAAGAGCUUAGGGAGCAGGAACCUCAUCUCCCUCCUUCCAUAUCUGGUGGCAAAUUAGAGGCUAUUUCCAGCCUUUUCCUUUCAUUCACUAGGAGCUUUCUGGCCCUUCUCUUUGCAUUUGGCAUUUCACACCCAUCUGCCUCCCAAGCUGCCAUGGGGCUUGACUUUCAGAAUACUAGCAGGAGCCUUCUGCUGCUUCUGGGGACUUUGUCUCUCCCCUCCUCCAAGGCUUGUUUGGGAACCACUCCCAAACUCUCACAUCUGUAGUCAUUCUUGCAGCCAGUUUUUGAGGGAUAGGAGAACUUAUACCCCCACAAAGGCAAGUUUCACCCUGACUGGGAGGGAGUGGUUCUUCCUGUAGGGACUGAGUUUGAUUUGGUUUUCCUUUGAAGCCCAAAGAAUUUGCUGUUACAAUUUGUUGACCAUAUUGCAAUAAAGCUGGAUAUGAUUCUCACUUUAGCAUUUUAAAUUUUUUGGUAGCAGGCAGUUUGUUAACUCCUUUUGAAUUAUUAGUUCAACUAUAGCCUUGGGUAGGGGAGGAGUCAAAAGAGGGACACAGUCUCCCAAGCCUCCAUUUGGCAUUGGCAGUCUCCAAAUGGACAUUUCACAGAGGUGGAGAAGGAGGAGCUGCUGUGAGGUGCAUAUUUCCUUAAUUUUGUGCACACUAGGAGACUUGGCUCAACUGGUCCAGCAGAGCGCUGAGCCCAUCGGGAACUCACCCUCAUGAGUCCUCUCCAUCUGCUCCAACGCUUUGAGGAAAGGAGAUUCUGGACUCCGGUCUCUGUAAUCCUAUCUCUACCCCAACCCAAGGUGGAGACAAAUGGGGUGGUGGGAGUGGAGGUGGAGCACUGCAGAGAGCUGGGUUUGUUGGUCAAGCUGAGUCUGCAUCUUAUGGUGAAGGGAAAGGAGGGAGGACUUCUGAGUUGGGAAGAGAGGGUUUGAAUCCUUUUCAAACCGGAAGUUAUCUCCAAGGAUGGAAU